ACGUUAUCAAAAAAUUUAUUCAUAAACUUAUGAAUCAAAGAGAUUUAUAUAUUAUUUACUGCAUGUGUAUUUUGAAUCUUCUUUCUUGUUUUGGCAUAUAUCAGAAUAGUUUUUAUUAGAAUUUUGGAGUGAAUAUGUUGGAUUCGUUCGAACUUACGAUGGCAUAUAUUAUUAUUCACUUGUUUAUCAUUUUUACCAUAUUUAUGUUAGCAAUUGCUUACCUGGCUAUGUGUUUUGGAUCUUCAAUAAAUGCUUAAAAAAAAUCAACAAAAAUCAAGGCAGUGUCGGGAUUGACAGCGGUUGCCACUCAAUUUGUUUUCGACUUCCAAUAUAAUUCAAAUCUCUGAAUAUGUCCAAACAAAAGGAGAAUAAAUGGUCAAAUUAUGCACUUAGAAUAGUUAUAAAUACAGCAUCAUACCCAUUUGAAUAUGCCAAAGUAUUAAUACAGAUUGGUUAUGAACCCAUUCCACCUCGGCCUACGACUACAUUUUUCGGGAAGCCAGCCCUAAAACUGCCAAACAUUUUUGAAUAUGUUAAACACAUUAAAUCAGUUGAUGGAUUCUCCGGCUGCUACAGAGGCUUGGCUCCCAAAGUUUGUGGCAGCUUGCUAAGUGCUGUGGUGACUCAAAAAAUCAUUGACUCUAUGGAACCCGUUGAAAAUGAAAAUGACAAUGAACAAGAGGAGCCUGAAGAAGUCAGGUGGCAGAAAUUUAUAAAAUCGGUAAAAUGCGACUUGUUUACGCAUUCCGCUGCCAUCAUUAUAAGUCACCCCUUCCAUGUUAUGACAGUCAGGAUGAUGGCUCAGUUUGUUGGAAGAGAAACUAAAUACAAUGGAUUCUUUGGAGCAGUAAGACAAGUGUACCAGCAAAACGGGCCACUGGGGUUCUUUAGUGGUCUGAUCCCCAGACUCAUUGGAGAUGUGGUUUCAUUAGUUUUGGCCAGUAGUUUGACCUAUGCAAUAAACACUUACUUGGUGGAAGAAAGAGAAAUGCAAGUUUAUACAUCUGCAACUAUGUCUUUCUUGGCAACAGCCAUAACAUAUCCCUUCCAAGUAGUAUCAAAUUGUAUGACUGUCAGUAAUUCUGGCUUGGCGGCCGGAUCACCGGGUUUCAUGCCACAUUAUGGAACAUGGGUGGAUUGCUGGAGGGACCUGUCAACUCGCAAUCAAUUGAAACGCGGUUCUAGUCUGUUGGUAAGAUAUUACGUCGGACCACACAUCAUCAUUGGCGGCCAGGCAAUGCAAGUUCCCACGCAAUUGAAGAUGAAAUGAAACAAUUAAAUGACAGUUUAUUGUAGUUUUCAUUCAUUAAAUUGCACAAAUUUUUGUCAUUUUAAAUAAAUUAUUGAAUUGUU
Messenger RNA from Aethina tumida (small hive beetle), 1353 nucleotides. RefSeq names its product mitochondrial carrier homolog 2-like. The transcript is spliced from 8 exons. Lineage: Eukaryota; Metazoa; Arthropoda; Insecta; Coleoptera; Nitidulidae. The record is from RefSeq and is a predicted model, not a curated record. Bases 350 to 1270 code for a protein of 306 amino acids.